AUGUCGACGACGAUAACAGAAACAGCGACAAUCAAUAACCCUAAGCCAGAUCAGCCAGAUAAUGCACCAGAACACUGUCCCGGCACAGAAUCCACCGACGCAGGCAAGGCGUCUGCAUGUGAAGGAUGUCCGAACCAGACGACGUGCCAAACGGCACCCAAAGGACCAGAUCCAGAUCUACCCAUAAUAAGAUCACGUAUGGCAGCCAUUCAACACAAGAUUAUGAUACUUAGUGGUAAAGGUGGCGUCGGUAAAUCUACAUUCACUUCGCAGCUCAGCUGGGCAAUGUCGGCAGACGAUACCAAAGAAGUCGGUAUUAUGGAUGUUGAUAUUUGUGGACCAUCAAUCCCCACUGUUAUGGGACUCGUGGGCGAGACUGUCCACCACAGCGCUAGUGGUUGGUCGCCUGUCUACGUACAGGAAAACUUGGGUGUCAUGUCCAUUGGAUUUCUCCUUCCUGAUGAGAAAAAUGCCGUCAUUUGGAGGGGUCCCAAGAAGAAUGGACUAAUUAAACAGUUCCUCAAGGAUGUCGACUGGGGCGAGAAUAUGGACUAUUUGCUCGUGGACACCCCACCAGGCACCUCAGAUGAACACCUCAGCUGUGUCAACUACCUCAAGGAAUCUGGAAUUGAUGGUGCUGUUCUCAUCACUACGCCGCAGGAAGUAGCCUUGCAGGAUGUGAGAAAGGAAAUCGAUUUCUGUCGUAAGACUGGAAUACCGAUUCUAGGUCUCGUCGAGAAUAUGAGCGGCUUUGUAUGUCCUAAUUGUAAAGGCGAGAGCGAGAUUUUCGCCGCAAGUACUGGUGGAGCUCAAGCUUUGGCUGAUGAGCAGGGCUUGGAAUUACUCGGCAAAGUGCCUCUCGAUCCACGCAUAGGACAGAGUUCAGAUUAUGGGCUCAACUUCCUCGAGGAGUAUCCCGAUUCUCCUGCUACAACAGCCUACCUGGAUAUAAUAGACAAGAUCACUCAGAAAGUUGAAUAG
This is a messenger RNA of Wallemia ichthyophaga EXF-994, 981 nucleotides long. Its product is annotated as Cytosolic Fe-S cluster assembly factor NBP35. Gene Ontology annotation, cellular component: cytosol. Bases 1 to 981 code for a protein of 326 amino acids. The record is from RefSeq and is a predicted model, not a curated record. The transcript has a single exon. Gene Ontology annotation, molecular function: ATP-dependent FeS chaperone activity; ATP binding; 4 iron, 4 sulfur cluster binding. Lineage: Eukaryota; Fungi; Basidiomycota; Wallemiomycetes; Wallemiales; Wallemiaceae. Gene Ontology annotation, biological process: iron-sulfur cluster assembly.